Molecule: messenger RNA, 2173 nt
Organism: Castor canadensis (American beaver)
Lineage: Eukaryota; Metazoa; Chordata; Mammalia; Rodentia; Castoridae
Source: RefSeq, a predicted model, not a curated record
UGGGUGUCGCUUCCUUUCCAGCACUUUACUUGUUCUCUGUCCACCUAGUCCCGGAGCUGGAGCUCUGCUUAGCACGGGGGUGGUCCUGUGGUUGAUUUCUUUGGUGAUGGUGCUGACUUGUGGACUCCCUUUGAGCAGGACCAACCUGGAGGCCUUACAGAAGAAGCUGGAGGAGCUGGAGCUUGAUGAGCAGCAGCGGAAGCGCCUUGAGGCCUUUUUGACUCAGAAGCAGAAGGUGGGAGAGCUGAAGGAUGACGACUUUGAGAAGAUCAGUGAACUGGGCGCUGGCAAUGGCGGCGUAGUAUUCAAAGUCUCCCAUAAGCCUUCUGGCCUAGUCAUGGCCAGAAAGCUCAUUCACCUGGAGAUAAAACCUGCAAUCCGGAACCAGAUCAUCAGAGAGCUGCAAGUUCUGCAUGAGUGCAACUCCCCGUACAUCGUGGGCUUCUAUGGUGCAUUCUACAGCGACGGCGAGAUCAGCAUCUGCAUGGAACACAUGGAUGGGGGUUCCUUGGAUCAAGUCCUGAAGAAAGCUGGAAGAAUUCCUGAACAAAUUUUAGGAAAAGUUAGCAUUGCUGUGAUAAAAGGUCUGACGUACCUCAGAGAGAAGCACAAGAUUAUGCACAGAGAUGUCAAGCCUUCUAACAUCCUAGUCAACUCCCGUGGGGAGAUCAAGCUCUGUGACUUUGGGGUCAGUGGGCAGCUCAUCGACUCCAUGGCCAACUCCUUCGUGGGAACAAGAUCCUACAUGUCGCCAGAAAGACUCCAGGGGACUCACUACUCUGUGCAAUCGGAUAUCUGGAGCAUGGGGCUCUCUCUGGUGGAGAUGGCAGUGGGGAGGUAUCCCAUCCCUCCUCCGGAUGCCAAGGAGCUGGAGCUGAUGUUUGGAUGCCAGGUGGAGGGAGAUGCGGCUGAGACACCACCUAGGCCAAGGACCCCUGGGAGGCCCCUUAGCUCAUAUGGAAUGGACAGCAGACCUCCCAUGGCAAUUUUUGAGUUGUUGGACUACAUAGUCAAUGAGCCUCCUCCAAAACUGCCCAGUGGAGUAUUCAGUCUGGAAUUUCAAGAUUUUGUGAAUAAAUGUUUAAUAAAAAACCCUGCAGAGAGAGCAGAUUUGAAGCAACUCAUGGUUCAUGCUUUUAUCAAGAGAUCUGAUGCUGAGGAAGUAGAUUUUGCAGGUUGGCUCUGCUCCACCAUUGGCCUCAACCAGCCCAGCACACCAACCCAUGCAGCCGGCAUGUGAGUCUUUGAGAAGCAGAGAAGAGCAAGUCCUUGCCCAGUGGCAUGUCAUAUUGCUUUCAGGCCUCUCCCCAUGCUUGUCUCUGUUCAGAUGUGUAUUUCACCUAUGACAAAGGAUGAAGAACACAGCAUGUGCCAAAAUUAUACUUGUGUCAUUUUUACUAUUACUGUCUUUAUUACUAUUGUUAUUCCCCUAAGUGGAUUGGCUUUGCGCUUGGGGCUAUCUGUGUGUACGGUGAUCAAAACACAAGCCUGGCUGAGCCACACUGACACUCUGGCAAUGUGGGUAGUUAUUCUUACUGAUGUUUGCACUGCUGUUCCUGCUCUGUGACUGGCUGUCGCCUAUAUUUUCAGGAUUCUUGGGUAUUUGGUGGUACUUCAUUCUUGCCAGGGGCACCUUCUCUGUUUGAGUGGGGGGGUAGCCUUCUAAGACCCUUCACAGGCAGUGCAUGUGAAGCAUGCUUUGCUGCUAUGAAAUAAAUGAGCAUCAGAAAGUGCACAUCAUGUUAUUGUAUUAACUUUUGCUUUUGAAAAGAAUUCACUUUCCUUCAAAAUCUAGCUAGAGCCCUUCACUGCCAUGAUAGCUGGGGCUUCACCAGUCUGUCUACUGUGAUGAUUUGUAGACUUCUGGUUGUAUUUCUAUAUUUAUUUUUAAAUAGACUGUGUGAGGUACUUAGUGGUGUGUGUCUCUUCUCUUUAAGUUUGGAUUAGUGUUUCUAAAAUGAUGGUUAUUUUGAAUGUCACAAAUGGAUCAAGGCAUUAAAAUGUGUCAUAUUUCUAUCUCCCACCCAAUCCAAGUAUCAAUGCUAUUGUAAACAACGUGUAUAGUGCCUAAAAAUUGUAUGAAAGUCCUUUUAACCAUUUUAAUCCAGAUGUUUAACAAAUCUAAUCUCUUAUUCUAAUAAACACACUAUAAAGUUAAAAAAGAUGAAAGCUA